Messenger RNA from Durusdinium trenchii, 948 nucleotides. The record is from the annotation of a GenBank genome assembly. Lineage: Eukaryota; Dinophyceae; Suessiales; Symbiodiniaceae.
AGGAGGAUGAGGCUCGCGUGUCCUGGAAGUUCUCAAUCCUCAUGGUCGCCUUGUUGGUGUAUACCGCCUUUUGCGCAGUAGUGGUCUACUUCAAGGCCUACGUUUUACCCGUGGCUGUAGUCGCUGUCCUCUUGCCCUUGGGCCUCUUCUUACUGACUGCCAGCGGGGCGCCCUCAGCGAGGGCGGCCACCGGCCGGCCUUUGCUUCAAGAGCAGCCGCUGCACAGCAGGGAGAUUUCGGAGCGUCCAAACGUCUCUGCUUGGGAGAUGCUGCUGAAGUUAGACUUCUACUUGCUGUUCUUGGCGUUUGUGGCGAUCCAGGGUGCUGGACUGUGCUUGUCCAACAACUUCAGCCAGAUCGUUAAGGCUGUCUCAAAGAACCCAGCUGCAUCCAGCGUGGGCUAUCUCACCGUUUUCUCCAUCUUCAACACCUGCGGGCGGAUCUUCAUUGGCUUCGGUUCGGAGUCCUUGAAAGCUCGAGUGAAUCGUCCUUGGUUCUUGGCCAUCUCAGCCACGUUGAUGACCUUGGCCUUUCUGCUCCUCCAUUUGGGAGAGGCGCUGCUGGCGGUCUCCGCCGCCUUGGUGGGCUUCGCCCUGGGCGGCAGCUUCGCGCUGCAAGCGGUCUUGGUGGAGGAGGUCUUUGGACCCAAGGAGAUGCCGAUCAAGUAUAGCUACAUCUUUUGCGCUCCUUUCAUCGGCUCGAUGGUGAUGAGUGACCUGCUGGCUGGCUUCCUUUAUGAUAUGGAGGCCCAAAAGCAAGGCCGAGCCAUUUGCCUGGGUGCGCGCUGCUUUGGCGUCACCUUCACGGUCACCGCCACCUGCAACUUCUUGGCGGCGCUCGCCAUUCUCACGGUGGCCCUCAGGGCCUCCCACACGUACGCCAUCCUGAACCCAGUGCUGCAAGAGCGUGGCGUGGUGUCCACGGAGGCUGCCAGGCUUUGAGAAGCAA